CCUGAGGGCUACAAAGACACACACGCGAUACCCUGACCACGUUAGUUGAAUAUCAGCGAGUGGAUAGAGCGCAUUGGGACUGUAGUGUGUUCUUUCCUUUGUAAUCGAAGAUUUCUUGUUCUGUUCCCAGAGGAGCCAAGAUGAUGGACGUCGGGAGCGGGGUGGACGGCAGCCAAGGCGCGCAGUACCCCACGGGAUAUGCCCCAGUCUCUUCCUUGCAGGAUUUCUAUUCCAACUCGCAGCAUUGCUCUUAUUCCAAUCCAAGUCGUUUCGGUCAGACAACAGUGUAUCGGGGCCACCCCCACUUCCCAAACCCCCUCCACUCCUGGCUGGGUACAGACAAAAUGGCGGCAGCGGCAGCCACUGGUCCCUCCGCCUACAACACACCCGGAUCUUCAUGGCACACGCCCUUUGCUAAAACUUAUCAGCCUACACCCGCCCACCAAACCCAUCAGACUGCUCAGGGUUACGCCCCUUAUGGAUACCCACCUACUCCACCGGAUGAGACGCCCACGGCACAAACAAAUCAGCAGGGGCCCCCCCAACCACAGGCACAGGAGCAGCCCAUGAGUACGAGUCCUUUGCCCCAACAGCCAACGCAGCAACCUCAGCAGCAGGACGCAUCGGUGGCAGCAGCAGCAGCAGCAGCAGCAGCAGCAGCCGCCGCUGGAGGGGCGUCGGGCGCCCGCUUGACCCCGGAAAGAUUAACUUCGUCUCCCGUGGCCGGAGGAUCCUCCAACCUGGACAUCAAGUGCGACCCCUCCUACACACCGGCCUUCAGUUGCUCGUCCUUCUCUUCGAAGCCAGCCCUCUCCCUCUCUCCCGCCCACUCCACAGCCCACCCAACGGGAUAUACCGGGUAUCCUGCACAUUCCUCCAUGGAUUUCGCCCACACUGGUUAUUCCAGCUUCUAUCCGUCCUCUGGAAUGUCAUCCAUGUUCAGCAAACCAUUUUCUGCCGUCCCCUCCUCCAUGUCGCCUUCGCACGAGAAAUCCAAAAAUUCAAAGAGGUCGAGCACAGAGGGUCGGGAAUGCGUCAACUGCGGAGCGACGUCGACGCCCCUUUGGCGUCGGGACGGCAACGGCCACUACUUGUGCAACGCCUGCGGCCUCUACUACAAGAUGAACGGCCAGAACAGACCGCUCAUCAAACCCAAGCAGCGCACGUCGGCCAACCGUCGUGAGGGCACAUCCUGCGUCAACUGCAAGACGCAAACAACGACGCUUUGGCGACGCAAUCAGAAUGGCGAACCGGUCUGCAACGCCUGCGGCCUCUACUACAAACUCCACAACGUAGCUCGUCCUCUGUCCAUGAAGAAGGAAGGAAUCCAGACCCGUAACCGCAAGUUGAGCCAGAAAUCGAAGAAGAAGAAGGGAAUGCUCGGUUUACCAGACAUGUUGAAGCCUUUGGACAAAGGAGGCUUUGGAGGUUUCGGCGCGGGUGGUUCGGGCUUCGGAUCGAUGUCUCACUACAUGUACGGAGGGCAGAUGCACGGCUCUUCCAUGGCCGGAGGCUUCAUGUCAGCGCCGCCCAUGCACGGGAUGUCCAUGUCAGGCGGCCUGGGAAGCUUUGGUCUAUCGUCGGCCGCCGCAGCCUCAGCGGCCUCCCUGGGUCUCAGUUCGGGGUUUUGCACAGUAGCUGCGUAGGGAACCUUUGAGGAUUCAUCGUUGUUUCAUGAACACUUCAUGAAGUCCAGUUAAUGGGACACAUUACCUGAUGUUACCCAUGCUCAGGAUAUGGGUUUUAUGGGGCAUACGCCCUUUUGUACAAAGAGAGUGCCUGCGAGUAGCGGGGAACCUGAUGGUAGAGCCAAGGAAUGACGAAGAUUGAUUAGUGGAAUGUAUUUGGCAUUUCGAAGACUGCUGUUGCAGACACCAACAAAGAAUCAAAUCACCGUUACUAAUAGUAAUGUCUCGAUGAGAGGGUGAUUGGUUGACUGGUUGGAACUUAUCAGGAAUUGUAACGACCAGCACCAUGGUUAGAGUCAAAAGGGAGCUCGAAGACUAUGGUGUCAUGACCUUUAGUAAACUGAACUCAAAUACAAAAUAAAUUUGCAAUCCACUCUCCUCAUUAGAGUCUUCAUCUGUCUUACUGGGAAGCAGUGAACUCGAAAUGAUGGUGGUAGAUUGACUCGGCGCUUGGUACAAAAGAAGAGUGAGACGAGGAAAAGCCGGCAUUUUUGUGUGAUGAGGAGGAGGAGGAUCUGACUGACUGAAAAAUGACGCGGAGUCGAUCAGGUGUUCAGUUGGUGAGAGGAGUCGCUGGCGUGUGUUAAGAAGUGUUUGUGAGGUCGUCACUGUACCUGUAGUGGGAUGGUAGCAGAGGCAGUAGCUGGGGCCAUGUAACGAUGCAAAAUACCUUGAGAUAGUUAAAGUCCAGACUGUACAGUGUAUAUAGUGUAAAAUAGAAUGAAUAGAUAUUAUUUAAUACAUCACCAAUUUCUUGUCCUAGUUUUAAGGAACGCAUCAUAUUGCAUAUUGUAAUAUUGUGUUAUGUAAUUAUGUGAUACAAAAUAAAGAGAUUUUUACA
Messenger RNA from Macrobrachium nipponense, 2529 nucleotides. Its product is annotated as transcription factor GATA-3-like. The transcript is spliced from 6 exons. Gene Ontology annotation, biological process: negative regulation of transcription by RNA polymerase II; cell fate commitment; positive regulation of transcription by RNA polymerase II. NCBI's taxonomy places the organism in Eukaryota, Metazoa, Arthropoda, Malacostraca, Decapoda, Palaemonidae. Gene Ontology annotation, molecular function: DNA-binding transcription factor activity, RNA polymerase II-specific; RNA polymerase II cis-regulatory region sequence-specific DNA binding; zinc ion binding. The record is from RefSeq and is a predicted model, not a curated record. Gene Ontology annotation, cellular component: nucleus. The coding region runs from base 141 to 1646 and encodes 501 amino acids.